AUGAAUAAAGGUUUUUGGCUAACGGGAGGAGAAAAGUUUGAGCAACCCGAUUUCAAAUAUGAAAAAGCCCCUAAUUACUUGGAAUUAGGCUCGAAUGCUUGGGAUAUCACCGAAGCCGAAAUCAUAGAAAUCGAGGAACAUUACGACGGCCAAGAAAAUACGGGAGGAGACACAGUCCGACCAGCUAGCACCUCCGUUUACAUUAAAAAAGGUAGUCGAGUAGAAAACGAAGCCACGGGCAUAAAUUAUUUAGAGCCAGCCAUUAAGGCUCUCCCGUCUGAUGCUAUUAAACGAAAAGACGAUGAUAAAUAUUGUUUUAAUUCCAACCCGAAAUAUUUUGAUAUUGGCUUAACUUACCCAGAAGAAUUAGGCAGAAGUGGGUAUGUAAUGUCCCCUUCAAUUUUUCCGAGAGAAAAGAGUUAUCGUGGCUUUAAAUUUUUCUUCCAUGCUGGGGAAGUGUUAGAAAAAUAUGAGCCUAGUCAUGUCCAUGUUGAGGGACAUGUUCCUAGUUGUCAAAUCAAAGAUAAAGGAAACAUGGCUCCUAGUGAAGUGGCAGGAAUAAAGAAAUUUUUGAAGAAAAACAUGGAUAAAGUUAUGGAUAAGUGA
Messenger RNA from Racocetra persica, 606 nucleotides. Lineage: Eukaryota; Fungi; Glomeromycota; Glomeromycetes; Diversisporales; Gigasporaceae. The record is from the annotation of a GenBank genome assembly.